GAGCAAAGACUUCCAGCUUGAAGCUUUUAGAUUCUCUCUCUAAACUACAAAAUCAGAAGCCCUUCUCUCUCUAGACCACAAGGGAUUCGAGGUUCAUAAUAUGAGUAGGAAAAGAGAGAGAUCCACAUUCUCGAACCAGCCUCAUGGCCCCAAGAGGAAGAACCCACGCAUCACCCACAUGAGAGAGAAAGAGGAGAGAGGAGAGCCGAAAAGCAGAGGCAGCUCUCUGGUGAUUGUUUGUUGCUUGCCCUCAGAUUGCACAAUUAUGGAAUUGAAGUCUCGUUUUGAGUCCUUUGGAAGCAUCGCGAGGGCGAGGAUCGAUUCGGACUGUGGAACUGCUCAGAUCACUUAUCGAUUGAGGGAUUCGGCGGAGGCUGCCAUUGCGAAUUCUAAAGACCCAUUUGGCAUAUCCAUAAGAAACAAAAAGAUACAAGUUUCAUGGGCAGACGAUCCUUUACCUCGGUGGAAAGUGGGUGUUGGCCUCUCUUCUCACAAAGACAGACAAUCUAAGCUACUUAGACCAGAAACUCCUCUCAGUAGACAUGGUAAACUUGCCAACCGGCUCGGUGCAGUAAAUAGGGAAUCAAAUUCAUCCUUCAAAGACCGAGAGGUGGUUGCAUAUGAUGACCUUCUUUGACUGUUAUAGUUUCAAGAAGGUGGAAUAGAUAUUUGUUUUUCUUUUCUUAUGCAUGAAGGACAUUCGUUUCUUCUUGUUUAGUUGGCAAUUAGAAUGCCAGAGCCAUUUAGGUCGGCCUCUCUCUCUCUCUCUCUCUGUCAAACACACAAGCACGCAAGUGGGCACACACACCGACUACUAUUUAAACGUGGUUGAUGAUAGUGGGCUGCAUGCCCAGCUCUAUACAAUGCUUUACUAUGUUCUGCUGCUUCUGCAUCGAUCUGAAAUGAUUCCUGUUUCUCAAGGAGAGUGGAAAGAGAGGAUUGUCAAGAGCAGCAUCCAUGCAUUAGAAUAGGACUUGAUUGGGAGAAGUUUAUGGAAUAUGUUUUGAUGGGAAACAACUGAGGGGUUUGGUAUAGAAGUACUCAUGAAAUUGGAGGAUUAAUAUAAAAGCAAAGACAGCUGGGGCACUGUAUAAUUGUGGUCCUUGAAUCUUUGUUAAUUGGGA
This is a messenger RNA of Amborella trichopoda, 1124 nucleotides long. RefSeq names its product homeobox leucine zipper protein. The record is from RefSeq and is a predicted model, not a curated record. NCBI's taxonomy places the organism in Eukaryota, Viridiplantae, Streptophyta, Magnoliopsida, Amborellales, Amborellaceae. Gene Ontology annotation, molecular function: RNA binding.